GGGAACCACUGGUUGUCUUGCAUUGAGAAAGAAAACCGAGGCCAGUAUGCACAGCCUUCCUCUGAUGCUGCUCCUGCUCACCGUGGGCUCUCACGGCUUCCCAGCGAUUUCAGAAACACAAGAGCAAGAUGUGAAAACAGAAAUAGUCCAGAAGUACCUGGAAAACUACUACCACCUAAAUAAUGACAGGGAACGGAUUGCAAAGCAGAAGAAUGGGGGCCAGGUGGUUGAAAAACUGAAGCAAAUGCAGAAAUUCUUUGGGCUGAAAGUGACUGGAAAGCCAGAUGCUGCAACCCUGAAGGUGAUGAAGCAGCCCCGAUGUGGGGUGCCGGACGUGGCUCAGUUUGUCCUCACUGAGGGGAAUCCUCGGUGGGAGAAAACACAUCUGACUUACAGGAUCAAAAAUUACACACCAGAUUUGCCUCAAGCAGAUGUGGACCAGGCAAUUGCGAAAGCCUUUAAACUCUGGAGUGAUGUCUCACCUCUUACGUUCACCAAGGUCUUUGAGGGUGAAGCAGACAUCAUGAUCUCUUUUGUCUGGGGAGAUCAUCGUGACAAUUCUCCCUUUGAUGGACCUGGAGGAGUCCUUGCGCAUGCUUUCCAACCAGGCCCAGGUAUCGGAGGGGACGCUCAUUUUGAUGAAGAUGAAACGUGGACCAACAAUUUCAGAAAUUACAACUUGUAUCAUGUUGCCGCUCAUGAAUUGGGCCAUUCCCUUGGACUGUCUCAUUCUAUGGACAUUGGGGCUUUGAUGUACCCCAGCUACACCUUCAGUGGUGAGAUUCAGCUAGCUCAGGAUGACAUAAAUGGCAUCCAGGCCAUCUAUGGACCCUCCAAAAAUCCCAUCCAGCCAGCAGGCCCCAAAACCCCACAAGUGUGUGAUAGUAAGCUAACCUUUGAUGCUGUAACCACAAUCCGGGGAGAAGUGAUGUUCUUUAAAGACAGAUUCUACAUGCGAGUAAAUUAUUUCUACCCGGAAGUUGAGCUCAAUUUCAUUUCUCUUUUCUGGCCUCAUCUGCCAAAUGGACUUGAAGCUGCUUAUGAAGUUGUCGAAAGGGACGAAGUCCGGUUUUUCAAAGGUAACAAGUACUGGGCUGUUCAGGGGCAGGACAUGCUGCCUGGAUACCCUAAAGACAUCUACAGAUCCUUUGGCUUCCCUAAAACUGUGAAGAAUAUCAAUGCAGCUGUUUCUGAGGAGGAUACCGGAAAAACGUACUUCUUUGUUGCUAACAAGUACUGGAGGUAUGAUGAACAUAAACGAUCCAUGGAUGCAGGUUAUCCCAAAAUGAUAGCAGAAGACUUUCCUGGAAUUGGCAACAAAGUUGAUGCUGUUUUCAAGAAAGAUGGAUUUUUCUAUUUCUUUCAUGGAACAAGGCAAUACAAAUUUGAUCCUAAAACUAAGCGAAUUUUGACUCUCCUGAAAGCUAAUAGCUGGUUCAACUGCAGACAGAAGUAACCAACUGUUACAAGUUAAAUGAAAAAAAAUAUAUUUUGUGAACCCAAUGAUGGUUUGCCCUGAACAGCCAUAUUUUUUUAGUUAUUUUAUUUUACCUCUAGAAUCACUGAUGCACAGCGCUAUUAAGUAUAAACUUAUUUAUACCUCAUUCUCUGUAUGUUUAUAUGAUUUAGAAUGUAAUGUUUUAUAUGCUAACUUAAUUUUGUUCCACAAAUGAGGGCUAAGGAAGAUCAAGUCCACAGCUUACAAAUUCAUAUGGGUCAGUUAGUUUCAACAAAGACAGAAAAUCAUUUCAAAGUAUAAGACUCCAACACUGAUCCUGGAAAGCAGCCUCGUGACGAACAUCACCUCUCAAAACAGAAAGAUGUGAGAGAUGAUAGUCUCCACCAGAGGAAAAACAGUUCAAGAACACAUGUCCAGCCUCUAGGUAGCAUAUUGAUAUGCAAGAGACAAGUCUUGUUA
Messenger RNA from Choloepus didactylus (southern two-toed sloth), 1918 nucleotides. It is a transcript of the gene MMP1, whose product is annotated as matrix metallopeptidase 1. The record is from RefSeq and is a predicted model, not a curated record. Gene Ontology annotation, biological process: extracellular matrix organization; proteolysis; collagen catabolic process. The coding region runs from base 47 to 1456 and encodes 469 amino acids. The transcript is spliced from 10 exons. Gene Ontology annotation, cellular component: extracellular matrix. Gene Ontology annotation, molecular function: zinc ion binding; metalloendopeptidase activity. NCBI's taxonomy places the organism in Eukaryota, Metazoa, Chordata, Mammalia, Pilosa, Megalonychidae.